CAGGCACCCACCUUUCCCACCUUCCUCUUCACACAACAUUGCAUAUACCCCCCAAGCACUCGAAGAGAUUGAUAAGAGGCCGCCGCUGCAACCUGCAACCCACGACAUUAUGCGCUUCGCUCUCCUGUCCUUUGUUCUCGCGCUAUUUGUCGCCAUCACCAUGGCCGUCGCUCCGCUUCAACCCGUCAUUAUCAGCUUCCCGAAGGAGGCGCCGGAUAGUCUUCUGGAGAGCGCGAAGGAGGCUAUCAAGAAGGCCGGCGGUGUGAUUACACACGAGUACAAUAUCAUCAAGGGCUUCGCUUGCCAGGCACCCGCAAGUAUUCUCGAGACGGUUUCGGCGAUGAGCGCCGAGUUCCCGGCGCUGAUUGAGAGCGAUGGGAUUAUGACAACGCAGGAGCAGGAAAGCAAGGCGGGACAUUAGGCGGGCAUGGUUUGAGCUUGUGGACGGGGGAUAGGUCGACCUUCUCAUUCCCGAUACCGGACGUUGCCCUUCUUAACGACCUUGCGGAAUGAUGGCUGGAGUUAGGUUGGACGCUAGAAUAUUGGAUAUUUGGCAGGGGCGUGGAAGCCCUGGAAUGCAUAGCUUUAUUGGAGAGCG
Trematosphaeria pertusa is the source of this 598-nucleotide messenger RNA. RefSeq lists its product as uncharacterized. The record is from RefSeq and is a predicted model, not a curated record. The transcript is spliced from 2 exons. Bases 110 to 421 code for a protein of 103 amino acids. Gene Ontology annotation, biological process: vacuole fusion, non-autophagic. NCBI's taxonomy places the organism in Eukaryota, Fungi, Ascomycota, Dothideomycetes, Pleosporales, Trematosphaeriaceae. Gene Ontology annotation, molecular function: endopeptidase inhibitor activity.